CUGCGUGCGCUUCUCUGAUCACUUUGAAGUUUUUACUAAGAACACUUGAAGAAAUAUAAUAAUUAAAUAUUAGUUUAUACUAAGUCCAUCAGUGUAGCUGGCUGGGUUAAUAAAACUAUUUUGCCUACUGCUAUCCAUCCAAAUAUUUUUUUUAUUGUCUGUUUGUGCUAUGUCAGUCAGUAUACAGCACAGACAGACAAUAGAAAUUUUUCUAGGCUGCGAGUAGGUACAUCGUACAUCCGAUAGUAAAAGAAAAAAGAUACUUUGACAGCUUGACAGCUGUUUUGAGACUUCUAGAUUUUGUUUGUUGCGCAAUAAAAGCAAAACUGUUCAAACCAAAAAGCCGCAUCCAUUUUAUUGUGUCAAUAGUAAAUCGUCAAGUUCAGUUAACAUGUCACAAACUACAAUUAUGGAUAAAUUAAGAUCAUUUUUUGGGUUCGGUUUGCAGCCACCUAGAAAUGACUUUCGAAAUCCUAUCUGGGGAUCGGACGACGAUGACGACGGCGACGAACUUUAUACAAGAGACCAAACAACAGCAUACAAUCCGCACGAUUUCCACCUGGAGGUAGCCAAACAAAUGAACGACAUGUUCAAGAUAUUUGGCAACAUAUUUGGUGACGUCAAAUCAUUCUUCAACGACGAGGAAUUCGAUCAACUCGCUGGUUUUGGAGACAUCCCCGCUGAAUCUUCCAACUUUAACAAUAACAGCAUAAGAGAUUAUUAUUUGAAACCUGGUUACCACAACCAAAAACAAGAACACCCAGAAGACAUUGAUUUGGACGGAAAAAUAUCUUCAAAUGAAAUAUCAGGUAUGUUAAAACAGAAGGAAGACAAAAAGGUUGGAACCCUCAUGCCGUUCAGUGGAGAUAUGGUCCCUGGAAGAUCAUUUUGCAAGACUGUCAUCACCACUAGCAUUACCAAGCCUGAUGGUACUAUAGAAACCAGAAGGAUUGUGAAAGAUGGCAAUGAAGUAGUGGAAGAGACAAUCACUUCAACGGAACCAACAACACGAGGGCCGUACAAUACUGGCUUUGAUAAUAUCAGAAAUCCGGGCAUCAUUUACAAUAAUGUUAUGUCGGACCUUUCUUCAUUGUUUAGAAACUUUUACUAGAACUUGUGUACCUAAUUGGUUAAUUUAUGCUUAGUUUACAUUACAAUAUUUUUAAGAAUCUUAAAUUGAUAAAAGUAAUGUCAUAUUUAUUUGGUAAUUUAGAUGAAUGUAAAAUGGACACAAGUUUGUAAUCAUCAUGUGAUAUCAAAUGUUACAGACUUGUAAUAAUAUAGAUAUCUAGAUUCCCACAAAUCAGUUUUUCUUUCCAUAAAAUUAAUGCUUUUAGCGAAGCAGUAUGUAAGUCAAUAAUUUAUUACAUAAUUGUAAUAUUAGGUAUAUACUUAUUUUCAAAUAAAUAUGGGGGAUUUCAUCA
Molecule: messenger RNA, 1424 nt
Organism: Plodia interpunctella (Indianmeal moth)
Lineage: Eukaryota; Metazoa; Arthropoda; Insecta; Lepidoptera; Pyralidae
Exons: 1
Coding region: 392-1111 (239 amino acids)
Biological process (GO): negative regulation of apoptotic process; regulation of actin filament polymerization
Cellular component (GO): apical plasma membrane; sarcoplasmic reticulum; actin cytoskeleton
Source: RefSeq, a predicted model, not a curated record